This is a messenger RNA of Psylliodes chrysocephalus, 438 nucleotides long. The record is from the annotation of a GenBank genome assembly. Lineage: Eukaryota; Metazoa; Arthropoda; Insecta; Coleoptera; Chrysomelidae.
AUGAAGUCCAUUAUUCUUCUUUCCGCGUUGGUAACAGUAGCACUAGCAGGUACCCUCCCCGAAAAAGUUAUCCCCAUCCUCUACCAAGCAUCUGAAAUUAGCAUUAACGGACGAUACAGUUCUUUAUUCGAAACCGGCAACGGCAUCAUAUCUGAAGAAUAUGGAACUCUAAAAAACGCUGGAACUCAAAAUGAAGCACAAGAAGUAGUUGGUAGAGUAGCAUUCCAAUCACCCGAAGGCAUUCCAAUCUUAUUAGAAUAUACCGCUAAUGAAUAUGGAUUCCAAGCUAAAGGAGAUCAUCUUCCAGUACCUCCCGUAGAUACUAACACUCCUCCACCAAUCCCACCUGCAAUUCUAAGAGCCUUAGAGUACAACGCUGCUCAUCCUGAAGAAGAUGAUUCUCUGCAACACCAGGCACAGGGCCAAUUCAGGCCCUAG